AUCCAUGACCUACCCUUGCUUCUUUUUCCCUUCGUGCCUUAAAAGGGAAGCAAGCAAUCCCUGCACUUACACUUGGGCUUCAUCCGUAGGCAGUGCUCCACUUCCAGCUGUAAACUGGCCCCUAUCUAGGGAGCUGCUCCCAGACACUUCCUGCUACUGGGCAGCUCCAGCAGUGAUCCGCCUCUCAGCAAGGCUGGGUUUCAAACAGGCAGAACCAGAUUCCCCAAGCAGAAAGUAAUCAAUUUGCCUGUCUACUGCAGUUGCAGAAGUCGGCUCCUCUCUCACACCGCUGCUCCCGAUGAUGAACCCUUGGACAACUGUAUAAGACUUAGAAGUGGAAGGCAUGCAGAAAAAACUUCACGGAAUGUCACUCAAGGCAUAUUACUUAGGUAAAUAUUAGAAACAAUGUUUUCUGGAUUAUACUGAAGCUGAAACCUCAGGAGUUCCUCUGUAAAAGAUAAAACGGAAAGCCACCAGCGCAGGAUUAAAAGUGAAACAAGAAAAAAAGAUAUCAGCGUUAACUCCCUGUGUUGGCAAGGGGGGAAAAAAACCUGAACACUAAAACCAUGAGAGACCGCCUCCAAGAGCUUAAACUGCGAGCUAAGGAACUACAGAUAGCUGGAGAAAACAACGGUGCAACUGUACAAGAAGAAGAGCUGGAGGAGUUUGAACAGCAGGCCAUUAUUUAUGAAAAAGAGCCCAUAACUGAAAGGCACUUGCACGAAAUCCAGAAGCUUCAGAAUGACAUUAACAAUUUGGUGGAGGAAGUUCAUAAAUUCAGUCAACAACAAAAAAGCCUACUAUCUUCAAUGAGAAGAUUCAGUGUUCUUAAAAAGGAAUCUAACAUAGCAAGAGAAAUAAAAAUUCAAGCAGAGCACAUACGAAAAUGUUUGGAUGAACUUUCAAAAACAGUGAAAAAAGCUGAAAAUGAACAUGGGCCAUCACGUGCCGCAGUAAGAAUUCUGGCUUCCCAGCAUGCUUUCUUAUCCCAGCGUUACGUAAAUGCUAUGCUUUCAUACAACGAUGCCAUAACUGCUAAGCAAGAGAAAUGCAGAAAAUUUAUUGUCCGUCAGCUUGAAGUAGCUGGUAAAGAGGUAUCUGAGGACGAAGUCAAUGACAUGCUCCAACAAGGAAAAUGGGAGAUUUUCAAUGAAAAUCUACUCACUGAAGUAAAAAUUACCAAAGCUCAGCUUUCAGAGAUUGAACAGAGACAUAAAGAACUAGUGAAUCUGGAGAACCAGAUCAAAGACAUAAAGGAACUUUUUAUCCAGAUAUCAGUUCUGGUGGAGGAACAAGGGGAGAUGAUCAACAACAUUGAAAUCAGUAUGAACAACACUCAAGAAUACACUCAAGUAUCUAAAGAAAAAUUUGGGCUUGCAGUCAAGUAUCGAAAAAGAAACCCUUGCAAAGCAAUAUGCUGCUGGUGUUGUCCAUGCUGCAAAUGACAAAAGAAAUAAACUGUUUGAAAUACCAAUGGUUCCUAUUUAGCAAGCUGACCUCAUAAAACAGUCUCAGGACCCCUCGACUGCUUUACUUUUCCUCCCAUUUCUCCUUCCACAGAGCUCUCAGGAAAAACUGCAUCUGUUUUUCCAAACAGAGUUAGAAGAAUGCAAAGAAUUUUGUGGUUUUCACAGGAACACAUGAACUAGGGGAAAGGACCAAAGGACACAAGUGACACUUUGUUCUUCCAGUCAAACUAAAACAAUGUGGCAAAAAACUACCUGUGCUUUCGGAAAGCACUGAAAAUAUUGUUAAUCUCAAAGACGGAUUCAUAAGAAUGAUUUAGUUAACUUUCACAAAAUAAUAAUUAGCAUUUUUAAUUGC
Falco peregrinus (peregrine falcon) is the source of this 1824-nucleotide messenger RNA. It is a transcript of the gene STX19, whose product is annotated as syntaxin 19. The coding region runs from base 567 to 1445 and encodes 292 amino acids. Lineage: Eukaryota; Metazoa; Chordata; Aves; Falconiformes; Falconidae. Gene Ontology annotation, molecular function: SNARE binding; SNAP receptor activity. The record is from RefSeq and is a predicted model, not a curated record. Gene Ontology annotation, cellular component: plasma membrane; presynaptic active zone membrane; synaptic vesicle. The transcript has 2 exons. Gene Ontology annotation, biological process: intracellular protein transport; synaptic vesicle fusion to presynaptic active zone membrane; exocytosis.